Messenger RNA from Oldenlandia corymbosa var. corymbosa, 213 nucleotides. NCBI's taxonomy places the organism in Eukaryota, Viridiplantae, Streptophyta, Magnoliopsida, Gentianales, Rubiaceae. The record is from the annotation of a GenBank genome assembly.
AUGGUGUUGGCGACUGAUGGAAGCAAUCGGCGGCAGCAACGUAAGCGAUCAGAAGAUCGCGAUGGACAGGGAAAAGAACAGAGCAGCGACAGCAAUCCGCAGCAACAGCGAACGGCGGCAACAACAGAGAAUGCCGGACUUGAGGAAAGCUCGCCGGAAGUAGAGCGAAUCAGUAACAGCAGCGGUUUAAGCGGCGAAGAUGGAAGUGAUUGA